GGUGACAGGUUAAAGUUCUGGAAGUGACAGCAGCAAGUGACAGUGGUGUUGUGACACUCCCCCUCCCUCACACAGGUCUCUCUACCCUUCCUUCCUCCUGGACACUCAUCACAGCGCAGAGCUGGGGACAAGCCAUCUCCUAGGACGAUGACAAGCUGACAGCCAUCAGUGGGACAGAUACUUCCUUCCAUGCAACUGGUUCUUCUACAAUCCGAUCUAGCCGAACGCAGAUGUGACAUCAUUACACACAAUGCAGGAAUAAUAGUCCUGCAUUCCAAGUGAGGAUACCAAUAUACCAAAGACCUGCUCACAAGCCAGAGCAUCUGAGAGAAGAGAUACAUUCUGCUUGAGAGCUUCUUCUUUUGAAAAACAAUAGACUCACUGGCCAGACCAGCAGGUGAAAAUAGCAGAAAAAAGCCUAAAAAAAGAAAAUUAAUGCAGCCAUCACAUCUAAAAAAAAUGGUGAUAAUGUACAUAUAGCAUAUAAGCUUGUGAAGGUUUGAAAAAAGUCUCAGGAUGGCAAACUGCAUAAGAACAACCAAAUUUUAACGUGUGGAUUCCUGCAUCAGAAAUGGGUUUAUAUCAGCAAGAACAGAGCUGCAGAAGACUUGCGAGAUGUGUAUUUGGGGCUUUAAGCAGAAUUAACAUAUAAAAAAAAAUCCCCACGGCAGAAGAUAUAAUGCAGAGGGCUGGUUUCAGGGAUUACCUGAAGCGUCCUCAAGCACAACUUCUUCUGGUGAACUCUCUAACAUGUGGUCUGGAAGUUUGUUUGGCAGCUGGGAUCUCCUUUGUGCCACCAUUGCUUCUUGAAGCUGGAGUGGAGGAAAAAUUCAUGACCAUGGUACUAGGUAUUGGCCCAAUUUGUGGUCUUUUCGUUGUACACCUGAUUGGUUCAGCCAGUGAUCGUUGGAACAGCAGAUAUGGCCGUCGCCGUCCGUUCAUCUGGCUUCUUUGCUUUGGAGUUAUGUUGAGUCUCAUUAUUAUCCCAUAUUCCACCUAUCUGGCCAGUUUAACCGGUCGCCAUCAUGCUGGCAUGGAGGUGGCCUUCCUAGUGUUCGGAAUCGUCCUUCUGGACUCCUGUGGACAAGUCUGUUUUACUCCUUUGGAAGCCUUACUGUCUGACCUUUUCCCAGAAGGAGAGGCUUGCAGGAAGGCAUUCUCAGUCUAUGCAUUAACAGUUGGAGUAGGUGCAUGCAUCGGUUAUUUAAUACCAUCUGUGGACUGGCGUGGCAGCUGGCUGGCACAGCAGUUAGGAGGGCAAGAACAAUGUCUGUUUACACUCCUAUUUAUUAUAUUUUCUGUAUGUGUAUUUGCUACAUUCUUUGUCUCAGAAGAGAUUUGGACAAAUUCAGUACAACAGGAUAUCUGUUUGGAGUACACAGGAUGGUGGGGAAGUUCCCUGAAAGGGUGUCAGCUUUGGCCAUACAAUCUUUCUCGUAUGUUUCUUGCAUUCAGAAGUACAUGUGCUUUGGUUCCACGAUUAAGGAGAUUUUGUUGCGGGGUGCCCAUUGCUCUGCGGCGCCUAUUUGUGGCACAACUAUGCUCUUGGAUGGGCCUUAUGACAUUUAUACUGUUUUAUACCGACUUUAUUGGAGAAGGCCUGUAUCAUGGUGUGCCAGCAGCAGAACCAGGCACAGAAGCUAGACUUCGUUACGAUGAAGGAGUCAGGAUGGGAAGUCUGGGCCUCUUUCUUCAGUCUGUGAUAUCAAUAGCCUUUUCGGCUUCUAUGGAUUACCUGGUUAGGACAUUUGGAACAAGAUUUGUCUACCUAGCUGGUGUCUCUUGUCUACCUGUUGCUGCAUUGGUCAUAUGCUUUUCUAGUAAUGUUAUCAUGGUAACCGCAUCAGCUGCCAUAACAGGAAUCCCAUUCUCUGUGCUUCAGAUCCUGCCCUAUACUCUCACUUCAUUAUAUCACCAUAACCGUCAGGUAAAAGUACAUAGAUACAGUGAAGCACAUGGAUACAACAAUAGAGAGGAAAGAAAGUCUGCAUUCACCAAAGAAGCAACAGACAGCAAUGGCGUUGCACUUUUCUCCUCGAAUCCUCCUUCCUUGUGUCUUGGUCCUUCCUGUGAUGGGCCUCUUACAGUUGGAGAAUCAGCUGCACCAAACCACGGGAUCUGCCUGGACAUAGCCAUACUUGACAGUGCCUGUCUGCUCUCACAGGUGGUCCCUUCUCUUCUCAUGGGUUUUAUUGUACAAAAGACACAAACAGUCACAGCUUAUGUUGUCGCAGCAGCCUUUGGAUUGAUAGCUGUAUAUUUCGCCAAUAAGGUAGUAUUUGACAAAAGCGAUAUGGUGAAAACAACUCCUUUGUAAGAGGAACAUCAAAAAUGACUUAAGUAGAACUUUAGGCAAAACUUUUUUCCCCAUUUUGGACAGAGUUUUUU
Molecule: messenger RNA, 2388 nt
Organism: Rana temporaria (common frog)
Lineage: Eukaryota; Metazoa; Chordata; Amphibia; Anura; Ranidae
Gene: SLC45A3
Product: solute carrier family 45 member 3
Biological process (GO): transmembrane transport
Cellular component (GO): membrane
Molecular function (GO): sucrose:proton symporter activity
Source: RefSeq, a predicted model, not a curated record